Molecule: messenger RNA, 7191 nt
Organism: Vespula pensylvanica (western yellowjacket)
Lineage: Eukaryota; Metazoa; Arthropoda; Insecta; Hymenoptera; Vespidae
Product: puratrophin-1-like
Exons: 23
Coding region: 478-6120 (1880 amino acids)
Molecular function (GO): guanyl-nucleotide exchange factor activity
Source: RefSeq, a predicted model, not a curated record
AAAAGCAAAAUUAAAAAGAGGAAUAAGAAUAAAGAAUCCUUGUAAGCCGAAGAGGACCAAGAAUCAAUAAAAAGACUGCAUAAAAUUCAAGAAAGAAAAAUUAAAGAUAAAGAAAAAUAUAGAUAAAGAGAUGCUCUAAGAUGAUUAUAAGAGGAUGAUGAAUCAUAUAGAUGGGAAUCUUUAUCUCCGGAAUAAGAGAUGUAAAUCUUUUCAAUUACGAUUUACGAAAAGAUAAACGAAAGAAAGUAAUAAAUAAAAAGUUCUUAGUUCGUCGAUCGUGUUAUCCGUUAUUUAAGAAGGAUCUUUUUAACAAGUUGUGGAAGUUGGAGUAGAUAGAAAAAGAUAUACGAUCUUUUUGGCGAUUUGAAGAAUAAGAAGAGGAACUAGAAAAGAUCGUAGGAAACUCGAGAAAGAAAGAGAGAGACAGAGAUAGAGAAAGAGAAAGAGAGAAAGAAAGAGACUAACGAGUUGAACAGGAUGAAUCAUUUCGAUUGGAAGCUUCUACGCCGGAAGAAGGUGAUACCGGCCGAUCGUCGUUUACCAGAGAAAGAAGAAAUAUGGACAUUACCAAACGAUCAACAGGAAACAUCGACAUCGUUCGACGAACUCGUCGAUGAUAGAUCCAAGCUUUCGCAGGAUUUAGAGAAAAACCUAUCGUGUAAAACCCAACAGGAAUCAUUUUCUUUGGAUAAUGCGGAUAACGGGGACGUUAAUUUGCCACGUAGUCAAGAAACAAGGAAGAGCAAAACCAAGAGAGUUAAGAGUUAUCUUCGGAAAUGCAAGGGUGCAUUGUCGAAGGGCGACGAAACUGUUUCUGAAAAGAAACGUCAAGAGAAUUGUACGUCUUGGUAUCUCGAGGAUAAUCAUCAAUCGGUAUCGACUCGUCGCGAGGAGAUAGAUGAUUAUAUAGAAAAGUAUACUGAUCUUUCCGAGGAAAGAUUGCAGGAAGAAAAAUAUGAUCAGGAAGUUAUAACGAACGAUAACUUCGUCGAGGAUCCAUUAUUCGUUAAGUCAUCGAAGGAUGAUCAUAGGAUCGAUCUUGAAAGUGAAAGUAGGACGAUCGUUUCCUCGGAUAAAAGUGACCCAUCCGUUUCUAACGAAAAGUGUCAAUCCGAAAGGAAAUCUUUUAGAAAGGAGAACGAUAAAGAGAUUGACGAUACGAAUUUCGAUUCGGUGAUAAUCGUUGGUUUAGCAAAGGACGAUACGAAUUUGAACAAGUGCGAUUCUAACGAUACUCUGAUAGCUGAAGUGUCCGAGUUACGUGUUAACGAGUUUAACGUUUCUUCCAAUUCUACGAAUUUUCUCAAAGAGAAUGACGGAAGAGAAGAGAAUAUCGUCGAUUCUUUUAAAAUUCAGAGAGAACAGGAUGAAGAAGAAAAAGAAAAAGAACAAGAGGAAGCUAACGAAGAAGUAGAUAAAGAUGGAUCGAACGAUAUCGAAAUCCCAUUGAUCUUGCCUCUACCCGCGGCUCGCGGAGAUGUCGCUUCCUUGGUAAGGAAUCUACUUGGACCAAUUUAUGGCGAUGGUGUUAUCAAUCUUUUGAUAAGACAGGCGCGUGACAUUCUAGUAUGUGCUUAUCAUGGAAACCUGGAGAACUUUGUCAAGUCUUAUCUUUCACCCGCUGCGUUUCUACUCUCCAAGGUGAAAAGCGUCGCUUCAGAAACGGGUAAUGAAUUAGUGGUGCCUGAAGGUUGGCCUCUUACGAUAGGCGGGAGAGCCCUUGUCCUCCAGCUGGGCGAGCUCGAAGCUUCGGCACUAAGACUCGGGGAAUGUUACCUCUGCGUGCGGAGUGCAGCCGUAACUGCGAGCACUUUGUCGAGCGGUGCCGUGGCCGCUGCUGCUGCUGUUGAAAUCGUCGAGCGGAAUACCGUCGAGAUAGCAGUGAUCUGGCGAGCAACGUCGAUGAGGGCCCCAGGGAUCCUCGGUUGGGAGCGCGAGGACGAGUUUAUGGAUUGGCGAGAGCCAUCACGAAAAACUCAACACGGUUCGACAACAACGGGCUCGAAUAGCGGUGCUAGUACAAGUGCGACAACGACGGUAGCCCGAGCACGUCGUAGGUCGCGAGAAACUGCUAAAAUUUAUAAGGAAGAGGAAGAUAGAUCUAAGGAAGUAAAAGAAGAGUCGGAUGUUGGGCAUACGAUGUUGACGGCUAUGACGCCGGUUACGAAAUCGAGUUCGGCGUCGAGCGUCAUAGGUUGGAAAAACGAAAUAGAAGAUAGCGAAGGUGGUUUCGAGAAAUAUUCUCAACAACAACAACAACAACAACAAAUACAACAACAACAACAACAACAACAACAACAACAAAUACAAGAAGAAUCAAACGAAGACAGUUUCGAAUCUUCGUCUAGUCUUUCAGCAAAAGUGAAAAGGUGCGCCAAAGUUGUAUCACCAACAACGAUGGAAAAGUGGAAGGAAAGUGGUAGAUGCGAGACGAGAAGCAGGCCGAUCGCUCCAGAGGAUUUAAAGAGUCCCCUUAGGUUGGAGCAACUCGUAGCAAGGCAGGAAGUUGAGACGAGGAGGGAAACGAGGAAGGAGCAACUCGAGGAGCAGCAGCAUCAGCAGCAACGGCUGCAGAAGGCUCGACACCUCGAGGACGUUACCGACGAGGAACUGCCGACUUACAUCGCCAAUCUUCUCGUCACCGUUGAACGAAAGAUCGAGAGGGUCUCUCUCGAUGAUCUUACAUUUCCCUGUCCCGCAUGUAGGAACAUAGACACGGACGAUCCUCUUCUCGGAUGCAAGUGUGCAGGUGAGGAUUGUGCCUGCGGCGAACACGGUGCUGAAGACGAGUGUGAUUGCGGUCUGGCAUCUUCCUCUUCUCUAUCUACUAAAUCAAGGAAAGAUCAAUGUGCUAGAAGCUUUGAAGUUGCUGGUAUCAAGCAUAUCGAUAGCGACGACGAGGAGGAAGUUCGUAUGGGAUUCGGAACGAAAAAACGAGUCGACGAAGUCACUUCACCCAGGACGAUUCAUGACAUACCGGAACACGUUUUGACAUGUGGUCUGACACUGCCCGGAUAUACGGACACAGCAGGAAGACCAGUUCUCGAAUUCGAGGACACAACGAAGAGGGAAACCCUCACAGUUAAGGAGAUUUCAUCCCUUUUGCUCUACCUCGCCCGUUUGCCAAGUUCCGAACAAACGAAGGAUGGAUUGAGCCUUCUCGUUCUUGGUGAAUCUAACGAAUGUUUGGAUCUAUUGGAUAAAGCAUUGAUUCUGUUACAAGGAAGAAUCAACGUGAGUCAAGCAUUCGUUUUACGAAAUACCAAUACAGAAAACUCAACGAACGACUCCAUGUUACCUCUAAGUCGUGUUAAGACAAUCGUAAUAACAGACACGACUAACAAUAAAUUUAUACAAAGAGAAAGGCGCGAAGGGAAUUAUGAUCACCAGCAAUGGAUAACAUUUUACAAGGAAUACGAUGGACUAAUGAGCGAAUGGCAUGCAGCUGGACGCAGAUUAGCGCUCGAAAUGUCAGAGUUAAAGGAAUGCACGAGUUUGUCUGGCACCUUGACGCCUCUCGGUCGGCUCCUAACGGAUCCAACAUUGAGAAGAACGUCCAGGGAUGCUGAAGUAGCCAUUGCAGCUUUGGAAGAGCGGGCUACGUCUCUUUUACACAUCGAUUACAUCAAAUCAUCUCUACAACGAGCAAGAAGAUUGAUGGAGGAAGUCGGUAACGCGGCAACGAGAUUGGAGUCAUCCUUUGAAUCACGUCGAGCAACUAUACGCAAUCUUGCUGUACUCCGAAGUAUCGAGGAUCAAGCACACGAGGUAUUAUCGUGGCUUUGCAAGAAAGGCGAGGACGUAUUGUCGAAACACGCACAACACUCGGCGACGACGCUAACGGCAGCACGUCAUCACGAGAGAGAAUUCGAAAAGUUUUAUUUCACGUCGAUGAGACACAUCGACAAAGGAAGCGACCUCGCAGAGGCGGCGAGUGCGAGCGGACUCCGUGAACUCGCUCGAUCCUUGAAACAACAUCUUCGAGGAUUUGGUUCCAGGUUGGAGGAUCGACGCGAGUAUCUCGAGGAUACGUCGAGAUGCUGUCUAUUGCAGGACCGUGCUUACGAGUGGGCGCAGGAGGCUCGCGUGGCCGCCGAAAGGAGAUCCCAACAAUUUCUAAUGGCGAGGCCACCACUCCCACCGGAACAUUUCAACGAGAUGAUGGCGCUCGCUGAAAAGCUCGGUAACGAGAUACUUCUUGAACAAUGUCGCAUAGCUAGGAAUAAGUGUGCGGAAGCUCUCGAAAUUGCUAGGACUUCUUCGGCACCUGGCUCACCAGCCAGAAGAAGAUCCUUUGCCACUUCGGAUUCUUCGACAUCGUGGGACGAUAGUUUGACGAAGAGGACUUCAUGGGACGAUAGUGAUAGCACCGCAUCUUACGCAUGUCCGAUGGAAAGUGUUGGAUCCGGUGGAAGCGGAGGUCGGCCAGUAUUGGACAACAUAGCUGAACUUUGGGAAAGUGCCGAACAACUUCUCGAUUGUUCACCACCAAGAACACCACCGAGAAGUCCAGCACCACGAAGAUUGGUCAAACCUCCUGUUAAUUCGCAUCUUCAUAGGGCGGCUAGUAUAGCACCCGGAAUGAAAGCAAAAAAAACGAUACUUCUUAUAAUGAGAGAGAUGAUACAAACCGAACGAGACUAUGUGAAGUCGUUGGAGUAUAUAAUAGAGAAUUACAUACCGGAACUAGUGCGAGAGGAUAUACCUCAGGCAUUGAGAGGUCAAAGAAAUGUGAUCUUUGGUAACGUUGAGAAGAUCUAUGAAUUUCAUAGUCAACAUUUUCUACGGGAGUUAGAACAAUGUGAACAAUCGCCAAUGCUCGUGGGACAAUGCUUCCUAAGACACGAAAAGAAAUUCUAUCUCUAUGCUUUAUACAACAAGAACAAACCAAAUUCGGACUCGUUAAUGGCCGAAUAUGGUACGACGUUUUUCAAGCAGAAACAAAUGGAAUUAGGAGAUAAGAUGGAUCUUGCGAGUUAUCUGUUAAAGCCAGUCCAACGAAUGGGAAAAUAUGCGUUGUUGCUUCAACAAUUGGUAAAAGCUGGGACGGAUCUAUCCGAACAAAUGUCUGGUAAAGAUGAAAAAGAAGAAAAAGAGGAUGGCGUUAAACCGGUAGUGGAGGGGGAAGCUGAUUUAAGGGCUGCCGAACAGAUGGUACGGUUCCAACUUAGGCAUGGAAAUGACCUCCUGGCUAUGGACUCCCUCCGAGAUUGCGACGUAAACGUAAAAGAGCAAGGCAGGUUAUUACGGCAAAAUGAAUUCUUGGUUUGGCAAGGCAAAGGAAAGAAGUGUCUUCGUCAAGUUUUCCUCUUUGAAGAUUUAAUACUUUUCAGCAAAGCUAGAAGAUUUCCCGAUAGAAAGAACCUUGAUAUAUACAUCUACAAACACAGCAUCAAAACGACGGAUAUUGGUUUAACCGCAGUUAUCGCGGAUUCACCAACUAAAUUCGAAAUUUGGUUCCGCAAGAGGAAGCCCGGGGAUACUUAUACGUUGCAAUGCGCAAGCGAGGAGAUAAAAAAAGCUUGGACCGAGGAAUUGAGCAAUCUUCUUUGGAAGCAGGCGCUUCGAAACAGAGAAGUGCGCCUGGCGGAGAUGUCGAGCAUGGGCAUAGGAAAUAAACCUUGUUUGGACAUUAGGCCUAGCGCUAAUCAAAUAAACGAUCGUUCGAUCAGCGUAGCUCAACUUUCAAAAACACCCAGAUUUAGAAACUCUAUAGCAGUCUCGAUGUCAGAGGAUUCUGGACGUUGCAGUAGAAGACCUCACAGUGUCAUUUCAGUAAGUUCAUCCUCGAGUAGCGGUGGUAGCAGUGGACCACCUACCACCCAUAAUCUCGGUUUGGAUACCAGUCCUCGACCUCAUCAUCGAAGCACUACUUUGAACAGUCAGUGCAGCGUCGAAAGCGGAAUAAUAGCUGAUAUUUCAAUCGUCUCGGACGACGGAGGUGAUGGAACCGAAAGGAGCCAUUGGAAUUCGACGUUGGAAAGUCCAAUGUCGCAUUUACCAACAACAUCGACGCCAUUACAAUCGCCGAGCAGUGCAACGAUGGCAACAGUUACCACAGCUUCUUCCUCGGACACCAAUCUUACGCCUUACGAUCAAGACAUGUCCAUCAAUCUUUGAACUAUAAAUCGUUCGACGACGUCCAAAGGAGUUGAAACUCUCGAAAGGACAGAAAAUAGAUAACGCGUGGUGUUGAUUCACUCGCAUUAACUACUACAUAAAUACGUCUAUGUCUCUAUCUAUCUAUCUAUCUAUCUAUCUAUCUAUCUAUCUACCUAUUUACCUAUCUAUCUAUCUAUCUGUCUAUCUAUUUCUUUUUUCACUCUUUCUUUCUCUCUCUUACUCUUCCACUCUUUCUCUUUCUCUUUCUUUUUCUCUCUUUUACAUUCGAUGUAGCGUGAUGCAUGGUGGUCUAUAAGUGGCAUAUUAGAUAGUUAGGUGCAAAGAGAGAGAGAAAUAAUAUUCUACGGGCGUAACGUAGCGUUUAAACUAUACAAUAAUUUUUCUUCUGCGAAGGUAAUUAUAUCGUUAAAACGAAAUAAAUAAGGAAGGAAAACGAAUAAGAAAAAAAAAAGAAAGAAAGACAGACAGAAAGAAAGAAAGAAAGAAAGAAAGAAAGAAAAAGAAUUACGAAAGAAAGAAAGACGAGCAAAAGUUGUGCGUUUGGAACACGAUAAUGUCCAAUCACUAAUCGUUCUUGAAUUACGUUUUUGAAAGACGAUUUCCUCUGCGACCUUCGACCGUUGUAAUCACGCUAAUCGAAAAAAAAAAAGCAACAUGAAACGAUCUUUCUCGUCGUUUAUUGUCCUAGUGUCGUGCGACGCUAAUAUUGAAAUAAAUAAAUACGUAAAGAAACACAUAAAUAAAUAAAUAAAUAAAUAAGUAAAUAAAUACUAUCGAAUGAGUCUAUCUUUUGAUACGUUUUAAUUCCGCGGGCUCAGUGCGAUAUUAAUUAUGUUUGAUCGUCAUCGACCUGAAUCGUGUUAGCAGCAGGUUCAAUGAUUUUAUCCGAAGUGAACACGAUGCAUAUUUUCUUAUUACGUAAAGAAAAAAAAAUAAUAAUAAUAACGAAUCUUUCUGAUUCCGUAAUUAAUGUAUGUUUACUCGAAAACAUAAAAUAUAUUCACGUGUAUUUAAAUAAGUACAUUCUUCUCCUGCUGACUUGGAUAUAUGCUACAAUAUUACAUUAAA